Molecule: messenger RNA, 1956 nt
Organism: Trematomus bernacchii (emerald rockcod)
Lineage: Eukaryota; Metazoa; Chordata; Actinopteri; Perciformes; Nototheniidae
Product: tissue alpha-L-fucosidase-like
Exons: 8
Coding region: 175-1521 (448 amino acids)
Biological process (GO): glycoside catabolic process; fucose metabolic process
Cellular component (GO): lysosome
Molecular function (GO): alpha-L-fucosidase activity
Source: RefSeq, a predicted model, not a curated record
GUCAUGUGACGGGACCACAUUGCACCUGCAGGGGCACAACAAUAAUAGUGCAGCUGCAGGAAGUGAAACUAUUUCGCAUUUUCUGCUUUUAAACAGUUUUAAAUUAGCUUCCCAGUAGCAUUAAUGUUCACUCACAUUCAGGGGAGUGAACUCUAACUCUAACACUUUAAAACCAUGCUCGCUCUGUGGUUCCUCCUCGGUGUUCUGGUGCCUCACACGGCGGCUCGGUACACCGCGGACUGGGCCAGCCUGGACGCCCGGCCGCUGCCUCCAUGGUACGACCAGGCGAAGGUGGGGAUAUUUGUCCACUGGGGGGUGUUUUCUGUUCCCGGGUUCGGCAGUGAGUGGUUCUGGUGGCACUGGCAGGGCCAACAACCUCCGGACCAGAAGUGUGUGAGCUACAUGUCCAAAAACUACCCCCCUGGAUUCAGCUACCCGGAGUUUGCCCCCCAGUUUCACGCUCAGUUCUUCAACCCGGGGGACUGGGCGGACAUAUUCAAGGCUUCUGGUGCAAAAUAUGUCGUCCUGACUGCCAAACACCAUGAAGGAUUUACAAACUGGGGGUCUCCAAACUCCUGGAACUGGAACUCAGUGGAUACGGGUCCUCACAGGGACCUGGUGGGGGACCUGGGGGUGGCGGUGCGCAACAGGUCGCUGCACUAUGGACUCUACAACUCCCUGUAUGAGUGGUUCAACCCUCUCUACCUGACAGACAAGAAGAAUGGAUUCAAAACGCAGGAGUUUGUGAUGCAUAAACUUCUACCUGAGCUUUAUAACAUGGUUGUAAGGUACAGACCUGAUCUGAUCUGGUCCGAUGGAGACUGGGAAGCUCCUGACACUUACUGGAACUCCACCGAAUUCCUGGCCUGGCUCUACAAUGACAGCCCAGUCAAAGAUACCAUCGUGACGAAUGACCGCUGGGGCGCUGGCUGUGCCUGUAAACAUGGCGGCUACUACAACUGUGAAGACAAAUACACUCCGGGCAAGCUGCCCAAGCACAAAUGGGAGAAAUGCACAUCUGUGGACAAUCUCUCCUGGGGCUACCGCCGAAACAUGAAGAUGAGCGAACUGAUGGACUUACCCUCCAUUAUAGAGGAUCUGGUUCACACUGUGGCUCUGGGAGGGAACUACCUCCUGAAUGUGGGUCCCACACCUGAUGGGAUGAUCCCCGCAGUGUUUGAGGAGCGGCUCAGGGGGGUCGGAGCCUGGCUGCAGAUCAAUGGAGAGGCCGUCUACGCCUCCAAACCCUGGAGGGUCCAGACCGAGAACACCACUGUACCAGUCUGGUAUACUUCUAAAGGAACCUCUGUGUAUGUCAUCAUGAUCACCAAACCCCCCAAGCUCACACUGCUACUACUGGGACCCAAAACAUCUGCCGUCACUAAGGUGACUUUGUUGGGAAAUCCGAAACCUCUCCCCUGGUCUCCGGUCAGCCCUAGUGGGGGUCUCACUGUUCUUCUGCCUGAGCUGCCCUAUGCCCCCGGGCAGGCCUGGACACUCAAACUGGACGGCAUCCUGUAAGCCUUGAACCUUUAAAAUGCUGAAUAUCAUGAUUUUUAAUAUCUCAGGUUUUUAAUGAUCUUUGUGGGAUAUGGGUGAAUGUAUGCACUACGUUUAAAGGGACAGCACUUAUGUAAUGGAUUAGUAUUUGUGCCAAAAAUGAAAGAAUGAAACACUCCUCUUCAAUGAUUCCUUUUAUAGCUCUGAGGACUUCAGAUUGAAUGUGUCACUGCUUGUUAAUUGCGCUCUUUUAGAUACAAAUGUUGAAUGAAAAGUGGUAUCUUCUGUUCAGCUUGUGAAGCUCUCCUGGCAGCUCCCCAGCUGUCCAAUUGCUGUUUCAGAAAGAAUUAAUUAGGAGGGUUUGUUGGAAAAUAAACCGUUUACAUACAAUGCACUUUUUAUUUGUUUUACUGUAUACUCUAAAAACAACUGAAUAAAAAUAUUUUCUGAUGAAUA